Rhopilema esculentum is the source of this 1458-nucleotide messenger RNA. Its product is annotated as solute carrier family 25 member 3. Gene Ontology annotation, molecular function: phosphate transmembrane transporter activity. Lineage: Eukaryota; Metazoa; Cnidaria; Scyphozoa; Rhizostomeae; Rhizostomatidae. Gene Ontology annotation, cellular component: mitochondrial inner membrane. The record is from RefSeq and is a predicted model, not a curated record. Gene Ontology annotation, biological process: mitochondrial phosphate ion transmembrane transport.
AAAGAUUCCUUUUACACGCCGACUGAGGACAAGUUGAGAGGUUGUUGAGGAGAAAGCACGAAGUUGUUACAACAUGUUUUCCAAGCUUGUCGAAACAGCCCAGAAUAACGUAUUUGGGCGCCCUUUUGUGGCAUCAUGUCAGGAAAGCGAAUCAUCCAAGCAGAUAGUGCCAAGCAGACCUGCAAUGGCUGCGGCCGAGGACAUAAGUUGUGAAUUUGGAUCUGCUAAGUAUUAUGCACUUUGUGGAUUUGGUGGAAUUCUUAGUUGUGGCAUAACACAUACAGCAGUUGUUCCUUUGGAUUUAGUGAAAUGCAGAAUUCAAGUCAGUCCUGAUAAAUACAAGAGCAUUUUCAAUGGAUUUAGAGUUACAAUGGCAGAAGAAGGCACAAGAGGUCUAGCCAAAGGAUGGGCACCAACAUUUAUUGGUUAUUCUAUGCAAGGAUUAUGUAAAUUUGGAUUUUAUGAAGUUUUCAAGAUUCUAUAUAGUGAUAUGCUUGGAGAGGAAAAUACCUAUUUGUACAGAACUUCAUUAUACCUUGCUGCAUCUGCUAGUGCAGAAUUCUUCGCUGACAUUGCAUUGGCACCUAUGGAAGCAAUAAAAGUUAGAAUUCAAACUUCAGAAGGAUUUGCUAACACCUUAAGAGAAGGUGUCCCAAAAUUAUGGAAACUUGAAGGAAUUUCUGGAUUUUACAAGGGCCUUCCACCCCUUUGGAUGAGACAGAUCCCAUACACCAUGAUGAAAUUUGCAUGCUUUGAAAGAACUGUUGAAGCUUUGUACAAAUAUGUCGUCCCCAAACCAAGAUCAGAUUGCACAAAAGGAGAACAGUUGGUUGUCACUUUUGCAGCUGGUUACAUUGCUGGUGUUUUCUGUGCCGUCGUGUCCCAUCCAGCUGACACAGUUGUCUCAAAACUGAACAAUGAUGUCGGCAGUACACCAAUCCAAGCAGCAAGAGAGCUUGGCAUGAAAGGAUUAUGGAAAGGUCUUGGACCCCGUAUCAUUAUGAUUGGUACACUGACUGCCCUGCAAUGGUUCAUCUACGAUUCAGUCAAGGUUGCCUUCCGCUUGCCACGCCCACCACCACCAGAAAUGCCUGAAAGCUUGAAGAGGAAGUUGGAGUUGCAGAAGCAGGCCGCGUAAAUCGUGUUAGAUUGUAGGAAAACGAAACAUAGGAUUUUAAAACUUAUCUCUGUCAGUGAAUUUUGUUGAAAAAUUGUGGAUACGUCGUUCUGUGUAAAGAAUUUGGAGCACAUUCAGAAUUGAAAACUUUGUCGAAGUGUUGGAAAUUUAGUAAAAACGCAUUAUUGGAAGUAAGUUUCCAAUUUAAAGAUGCCUAAAAAUUUAGAAAUGAACUAAUUUCAUGAAAACGAUCUUUGUUUUUUGCCAUGCUUAGAAAACAGUUAUGCGCGUGGUAGAUUAAUGGUUACUGGAAUGUCGUUAUAUUUGCCCUUUAAACAUUU